Messenger RNA from Wyeomyia smithii (pitcher-plant mosquito), 864 nucleotides. RefSeq lists its product as uncharacterized. The transcript has 3 exons. Gene Ontology annotation, cellular component: chitin-based extracellular matrix. The record is from RefSeq and is a predicted model, not a curated record. The coding region runs from base 97 to 675 and encodes 192 amino acids. Gene Ontology annotation, molecular function: structural constituent of chitin-based larval cuticle. NCBI's taxonomy places the organism in Eukaryota, Metazoa, Arthropoda, Insecta, Diptera, Culicidae.
AGUUGUUUCUGCUUUCUAGCCAACCAGUAGUUUUGAAAAGCUUGAGCUGUAAAGAAGUGACAGACUGUGUGUUUCAUUCAACUUACGUUCAUCAGCAUGCAGUUGCUGUUUUUAAGCCUCGUUUUAGCGACAUUCUCGCUGGCGCAGGUGCACUGCGAUGUGUCUCAUGUGCUUAGAGAAAUUGUGGUUGAAGAGGAUAUCACUACACUUCCGCCUCCUCCUAGACCCUACGCUUUCAGUUAUGUAGCAGGUCGUUCUCCGGGACACGUAGAUCGUACACACAGCGAGUCAUCGGAUGGCAGCGGCACUGUUCAAGGCUCAUUUUCCUACGUAGAUCCCAGGAAUCAAGUGCGAACCGUCGAGUACGUUGCAGAUGCCCAUGGAUUUUAUCCGCGAUUAAGUCAUCCUCCAAAAUAUCCUAAGCAGACUGCGGCUGUUGAAAAAGCAGCUCAAAAACAUUUAGCGUUAUAUGCCAAAAUCGCAGAAGAACGAGCCAAUCCACAUUAUCAUCAGGAACCAACACUACCACAGGAUACGGUAGCUGUAUCUAAGGCAAAGGAUAGACAUUUUUCUCUUUAUGAGAAAAUCGCUCAAGAACACGCCAGAAUAGCAGCAGAACGUGAAGCAGAACGACUUGCAUUUGAGGCGACAUCAGAAAUCAACGAACUGCAUUAAAGGGGACAAGAAAUUCAAAACCAGUACUGAACUUAUACUCGAAUAUUUUCAAGGACGAUACUCGUAUCGUAAGAAUAUAUUUGUAUGUGUAAAUGUUGAUGUACAUACGAUUACGAUAAAAUUGACAAAAUUAAAUUACUUCUUACCUAAUCAAGGGCGCGUAAAAUAAAGUUAAACAUGGCCCGAUUA